CUAUCGCCGGAGCCCCAUUUCACGGAUACACGCUGCGUACUGCUCAGUGUCCCGGCCAGCAUCUGACAACAGCCAUCCAAGAGACGUACGCGCAUGAUACAUCAAUGAAUGGGGCACAGUGUGACAGGGGUGCGCGUGACUGACUGGCAUGCCCAGCCUUAGGGCGGAAUAGAUGGUGGAUGACAAGACUGGGCAUGCUCGUUGGAACCAGGGGAUCUACCGUCGUUGGAACCGUGUCUGGAUGCGGUUGCAGCCCUGCAUUGCCGCCUGCACACGCACACAGACGCACACAGACACACACAGACACACACACACACACACAGAGACAGAGAGAUGGAUCUGUUCUUUGUCUGUCUGUCUGUCUGUCUAUCUUUCAGUGCAUGCAUCCGCUACCACGGGUUGGUGAGCUUUGGAAGUCAGUAAUGACGAAUACAGGGCGUGUCUCUUCGUCUCCACUGACGUCGGGAUAUAAAUUGUAGCCAGCGAUAUGACACUGUUUAUCACGCCGCGGUCAACAUUGAUGACCUGAGCAAAAUGAGAGGAAUGUAAAGCAAAAAUGGAUGGAUUGCCACCCACUGAAGAAGUCUAGAGUUUCCCCUGGUGGCAUGGCCUCCUGCAGACCUGCAGCACAGACAAGAACCACCAAUCAAUCGUGGCAGCGUGUGCAUGGAUGCACGAUAGCUUACGGAGCAGUCUGUAUUUCACAGCGUCAAACGCCAAUGUACACAAUCGCUGGCUGUCGAGUACACUAUAGUCGGAGCCCGCAAUCAUCAU
Molecule: messenger RNA, 774 nt
Organism: Vitrella brassicaformis
Lineage: Eukaryota; Vitrellaceae
Source: the annotation of a GenBank genome assembly